Drosophila pseudoobscura is the source of this 2257-nucleotide messenger RNA. RefSeq names its product centriole duplication and spindle assembly protein centrobin (gene Cnb). Gene Ontology annotation, biological process: centriole replication; regulation of cilium assembly; centrosome separation. Gene Ontology annotation, cellular component: centrosome; centriole. The record is from RefSeq and is a predicted model, not a curated record. Lineage: Eukaryota; Metazoa; Arthropoda; Insecta; Diptera; Drosophilidae. The coding region runs from base 1 to 2109 and encodes 702 amino acids. The transcript has 4 exons.
AUGAGUGAUACCGAUACGGACGACACCGAUCUGUUGUUGAUGGUACCGCCCAACUACUACACCCAGACGGCCGAGCGUUUGCUACAAGAAGUCAAAAUGGACACAGCCGCGGCAGCGUCAGCAGCAGCGGAUGCACUUGUCAUGCCACCACCGCCAGUACCCACGACAGCAGCAUAUCAGUUUCUUCCACCCAGUAAGAAAUCGGAACUGAAUCAGAUAAAUGCUCGACUGCAGAACAUUGAACUGGAUGGCGACGAUAAGGGACACUUUGAUGUGCCAUCCGAUAUUUCCACAAUCUCCACAAAUACUGUGCGUACAACGGCGGGCACCAGGCUGCCGAAAGAGUUCCAUGGCGUGGUGCAUUCCACACCCAAGGGUGGAUCGGUGGAACCGCCAAGGCCUCGCCUUAGGGAGGAUAACAUUCUGCUGGAGAUUGACCAUUACCUGGAUGAAAACAAUACGAAUCGCUGGCAGCAGCAGCCACACCAUCAUCAGCACCACAGUGAUGAGCACCUGCGAAACUUCCGUGUCGUGCAUGAUGGACAUCCGGCAGCCACUUCCCUGCCUAGCAUUCGGAUGACAUCAACGUCGGCAUCCAUAGAAGCGGCUAGAUUACCGCGCGGUAGUCUCAGUGACAACAACAAGCUCAUCAGCUUAAGUGAUCUCUGGGGCAAGAGCUGCAUGGGGGGUACAGUCAUCGCGAACAACGCACCCAAUCCUCUUCUGUGCAGUCCCUCUCUGAAAGAGGAGCAGCUGCGUCGUCAUCAUCUGGAGAAAACUGUGCAAACGCUGCAAUCACAGCUACUGGAGUAUCAGCAGCGCAUCUCCGUGGCCAUGGAGGUGGAUCGUAGCAAAGAUGAAGCCCUAAACAGGGCCGAGCAAGCAGCAGCGAAUCUCAACUUUGAGGUGCAACAACUCCGAGACGUUCUACACAGGCUGGAGGCAGAACGGAGUGACUCACAUGGCAAAAUGGAAGCUCUGCAGCAUGAGCUGGCUCAGGCAGUCGGCUUGGCUACCAAGUUCCAAGAGAGGCACGAGAAGAUGGAGGCAGAUCUGGACAGGCACCAGCAAGAAGCCAAAGAAUGGGAUGAAAAGUUGGAGCAACUGGAAAUGCAACUCCAUGGCAGUAAGAGAGCCGAGGAGCUAUCCCAUGCAGAACUAAACAAACUGAGGGACAAAUUCGCCAAAGUAGACUAUCAGCAGGAGAAGCUUAAAGCACACAUAGAGGAGCUGGAGACGGAGAAUACCACGCUUAGACAUCAGAAGGAAAUGCUUCAAGAUUAUCAUCAAAAGCAGAAAUCCCGAGCAGAUUCUCUGGAAACACAACGAAAGUCAAUGCAAGAGACGUUGGCAAAUCUAACAGAAGUUGAGACGAACCUUAAGAAAAAGCUAGAGAUACAACAGAAAUCUAUGAAGCAACACUAUCAGCAGCAAAUGGAGAAUGUGGUGGCCAAAAAGAUGCAGGAGUUCCAGAAUCAACUGGACAAAUCCGAGGAGAAUCUAAAGAGUGAGGCACGUGACCGGGAGCGCCUGAUAGCAGAGCGUGCUGUGAAGCAACUGGAAAUGAUCAACGAGAAAAAUAACCAAGAGCUGAAUCUCAUUCAGGAGAAGCAUGACGAGGAGGUGGAACUCUAUCGCCUGCAGCUGGGCAAUGCGUCGAAGAAGAUCGAUGAACUAGAACUCAAGCUGAGUUUCUACAAGAACAAGCGCGCUGACAUUGCGGAGAAGCUGCAUGGUGUAAUGGAGGCCCAGUGGCAGCAGGCCUUGGCCAUUCUUACCUCCCCAACACAGAAUUCUCUGAUGCCCGCCAGUGACACGGACAGUGAGUCUCCCGAACUUAAUAAUGCCCGUGUCUAUCCGGAAACCCCAAGGACAAGCAAAUCCCAGCGUAGCAACAACACGGAGAAGAACAAUUUGGAUUCGGUGGGCAAACGGGAUCCUCCGUCGCCCAUGGACAAAUUGGCGGCAUAUAUUGAGCUGCUCCUUAGCAAGUCACCCAGUGAUUUUGACAAGCUCGAUGAGAUCCUGGCCCUAACCGCCAAACAGGGUUCGAAGCCAAGCAAACGCAAUGGAUGCGGCAGCAACAAAGCCCCGCCCUGGAAGUGCUGACACCCGGAGUUGCCUUGCAGAACCAAAAUUGUAUUUAGUAAUAGUCUGAUUAGCAUUUAUACAUCUCUGUAUAACCGAUUCAAUGUGAAUCAGAAUUGUAUAUGGUUUGUACUUAAACGGGAAAGUAAAUAUUUUUUGCAAAAUAUUA